AUGCCUUCCCUUUUUCAAAGCGCGUUCUAUCUUGGAAAUCUCGUCAACGCGGUUCUCUACGGCAUUGAGGUCAUGCUAUUCUUUUCCACGAUGCGUGUGCUGUUGCAGGCAAAACGUCAGAGGACCCGCUCAGACGUGUUCUUCAUAUUCUUCAGCUGUGCCCUCUUGUUCCUGUCCGCCGUCAAUCUAGCCGUGGACGAGGCGUUUGGCCAAGAGAUGUGGAUUCUCAACUACGACUACCCGGGAGGUCCAGACGCCUAUCUCGGGGAGUAUGCCUCAGUAUGGUAUGAGACAAUGGGCACGACAGCCAGUAUUUCGUUGAAUCUCCUGGCCGAUGGCCUCAUGAUAUAUCGCUGCUACGUGGUGUGGAACGCGGCCUAUAUCGCAAUGGUUCCUUGCCUACUGUGGAUCUCUUCCCUAGGUCUUGGCAUCACCUCUCUGUAUCUAUCUGGCAGCCCAAAUGGCAAUUACUUUGCUGGCCUCGCCUCUAGGAUCGUCCUGUGCUACAACGUGACGUCCGUCAGCCUAAAUAUCAUCGCAACUUGUUUGAUUUGCGGCCGUCUCCUGCACCAUGCAAGGAUCAUACGGAAGCAACUUGGAGAUGAUGCGCCACGUAUCUACACCCACGCAGUGUCCAUCAUUAUCGAAUCUGCACUUCCAUACAGCAUAUCCAGCAUUGUAUUCCUCAUCACCUAUGGGGCCAACAGCGAGUUGUCGUCAUUGUUCCUCGCGUUCUUCGCCAUGUUCACAGCUAUCUCACCCCAAAUGAUCAUCAUGCGUGUUGUCACCGGUCGCGCAUGGUCUAAGACAACCGCAACAGAGAUCACUACCGUGCAGUUUGCCAACGCUAAUGGUUCUACUUCAAGCAACGAGCGUGUGCCGACGGUUGACGUGGUCAUACAAGAAGAACCGAAAGUCGGGUAUUCUAUUAAUGAACCUAUCGCCAUACCGAAGGACUUCCGUAUGGUGUAG
Messenger RNA from Postia placenta MAD-698-R-SB12, 972 nucleotides. RefSeq lists its product as hypothetical. The record is from RefSeq and is a predicted model, not a curated record. NCBI's taxonomy places the organism in Eukaryota, Fungi, Basidiomycota, Agaricomycetes, Polyporales, Adustoporiaceae. The coding region runs from base 1 to 972 and encodes 323 amino acids. The transcript has 5 exons.